AAAGACGAGUUUUGCAUUGAUCACUUAGUUUGUAAAGAUUAAGAGAAAUUAUUUUUCGACACGGCUAUAAAUACACGCAACAAUUUACAUAAUCGUCUCUUCUAUUCAGAAAAUUCGAUAAGGAAAGGACUUUUUUAAGGGAAGUGAUCCCACGACGUAAACGACGACGAAGAGGAAGCAGUGAUCGGGCCCGAUUUCCUUUUCUACUUCGCAGCAGGAGACAUCUUCAUCGUCAUAUUUACAUAUUUCUGAGGAGGAAAGAUGACAUUUUUACUUGGCUUCGGACUGGUGGUCUGUUCUCUCGUCACGAAUGGACGCGCCGAGCCCCCAUCACCCCUGCAGAAUUACGGGCCUCCAGGAGGAGGACCCCAACAAAAUUCCGGGGGUGGAUACUUACCCCCACAACAAGGGGGUUAUUCUUCUGGACCAUCGUCGUCGUCGCAGUCCUUUGCCCCAGUGGUGAGACAACCAUCCACCUCGUACGGCAACCCUCCCCCACCUCCCCCUCAGCAAGGUGGAGGUGGUGGUGGUGGAGGAGGUUAUCAACCACAACAAGGCGGUGGAGGUGGUGGUUAUCAACAAGGUCCCCAACAAGGCUAUAAUUCCCCCGCACCUCCACAAAGUAAUUUCCCCCCACAACAACAAGGGGGCGGAGGGUAUUCGGGGCAGGGGCAAAGUUAUACCCCGUCUUCCCCAUCAUCCUCUAGUAGCCAACAAGGGUACAGUACCCCACUGACGUCGGGUGGCUCGUCCCCUUCAUCCCCCUCUUCCUCUGGGGGAUACACGUUUUCCGCCCCGCAGAAAAGUUACUCCAUCUCUCUAGCUGCGCCGGCCCCACAACAACAACCACAAAGCGGGUACGGAGGUGGUGGUCAACAAGGUGGAGGAAGUGGCUACAAUAGCGCCCAAGGUUUCGGAUCACCCGUCCCCCAACCACAAUCCGGGUACUCAUCUCAACCAUCUCCCGGGUCCGGGUAUCAGCGUGGCGGUGGCGGUGGCGGUUCAUCCCCGCAAUAUGAUUACGACGACGCCACCGUUAUCUCAUCCCAACCGUCCAAACCACAACAAAGUUUCGGGGGUCCGGCGCCCAGCAAUAAUAAUCCAGCACCUUCUCGACCACAACAAAGCUAUGGGUCACCUUCUCAGCUGGAAACGUCGCAGCCAAAACCACAGCAAAAUUAUGGUCCACCUCCCCCUAGGAAUCCAAGCCCUCAACCGGGAUACGGCUCACCGGCCCCCGCAGCUCCAAAACCUCAACAAGGUUACAGCACGUCGUCAUCGUCAUCAUUCCAAUCGUCCCCUCAGUCAGGGUACAAUUCCCCCCAGAGAAAUCCGUCCCCUCAAGCCGGCUACGGUUCCCCAGCCCCACAACAAAGCGGUCCAGCUCAGCGGGGUCCAUCUUCUUCUGGGGGUCCAUCUUCCUCGGGGGGAUAUUUACCUCCUCCCUCCCAAAAAACCUAUCCCGCCAAACCCCAACAAAAUUACGGACCCCCCGCCAUCCAACCACGUGACCAACCACAAUCCGGCUACAGUAAUAGCGCCCCCGCCCCCGCCCAGUCUGGUGGCUACUCAGGUAACGGAGGGGGACAAACCUACGGCCCCCCAGGUUUCGAUCCGGCCGCCCCGAUCGGUGGUGGCGGUGGGCCGGCCAAUUGUCCCCCUAAUGACCCCGAAGAGAAUAGAAAACUCGUCCUAAAAGCGUACCAGGAGGUCUUUGGGGACCACAAUUUAGCAAAUGUGGACCAGUACUUUGACGCCAAUUAUAUCCAGCACAAUCCCAUGGCGCCGGAUGGGAGGGAAGGGUUGCGUGGGUUGAUUAGUUCGGUGCCAGAUCCUCCACAGAAGGUGGACUUUAUGCGGUCCGCGGCAGAUGGGGAUCUUGUAUGGACGCAUUCGAAGAUUAAAUUCUUUGGAAAGACGUACGCGGCGGUGGAUAUUUUCAGGGUCGAAUGCGGCAUAAUCAAGGAACAUUGGGACGUUUUACAGGACACCGAAUUAAAAAUGCCUGCAGCUAAUGAGCAUCCAUUCUUCUAAGGAUAAAGCUAAUUCAUAAUUACAAGUGCAACAAUUUUAUAUUUUUUUAACACCCAGUAAUAUUUUACUAAUUAUAAUUAAUAAUUUGACAAAUAAAAAUAAACAUGACAAAAUAAAUGCGUCA
This is a messenger RNA of Folsomia candida, 2158 nucleotides long. Its product is annotated as pro-resilin. The transcript is spliced from 3 exons. The record is from RefSeq and is a predicted model, not a curated record. Lineage: Eukaryota; Metazoa; Arthropoda; Collembola; Entomobryomorpha; Isotomidae. Bases 262 to 2034 code for a protein of 590 amino acids.